AAGACCGCGCACCGCGCAACUCCGACGGCCGCCAUUUAUUUCUUUCUAGUGCUCGCCACCGUCUUGUGACAGCGUAUUUCAUUAUCAAUAGCGCAGAGCUUAUUCGUUUUACUUGUGAAAUUUAUGUAUUAAAUUUUAUGCAAAUGUUAUAAAACUAGUGUGUAUACGGUUUGUGGUACUCUACGAUGGAAUCUAAUGUGUCUUAUUUGUGAAGUGAAGCAUUUACCAGCGAAAUAUGGCUGGCUCGUUCGCAUCUGUUGUCAACACAAAAUAACGUGGAUUAUGCAAGUUGGAGAAAAAUGUGAACGAUCGUUAGGUAAAUGGGAUUUUGUGUAUAAGUUACAAGCGUUAUUGUGAAUCUGUGCUUGUGAAAGAAAGGUCGGCAAAGCCGAUACAAAGUGGGAAUGUUCUAGGAGCUGGCUGCGCUUUGAUGUAAGUGAAUAAGACUAUGAGGGUUAUAAUAUAAUGCAGUGGGUGCACAUAAUAUUGGCGCUGGCAAUAAGUCGCGCGGCGGCGGCGGGCUCGGGCUGCCCGGGCGGCUGCGCCUGCUCGCAGCUGCGGCUGGCGUGCGCGGCGGCGGCGCCGGCCGGCCUCAACCUGACGCGCGCCGUGCUCGCGCCGCACGGCUCCCAGCUGCUCGAGCUCGCCUGGACCGACUCGCGCAUCCGCCACGUCCGCACCGGCGCCUUCGACGGCCUCCACGACUUGGAGUACGUCGACUUGAGCAGAAACGAAAUCAAAAGGACCGAAACUGGACUCUUCGCUGGACUGACCCGGUUGAAACACUUGAAUCUCUCGAGGAACCAACUCGAUGACAUACCCAGAUUGACCUUCACCGGCCUGGAGAACUUGGAAGUCCUCGAUGUGUCCUACAACAACCUCCACUUGAUACCAUUCCAGGUCUUCGGACCGUUGACCAAAUUGCAAUAUUUGGAUAUCUCACACAACAGAUUAGCUACAUUCUUAGAUUACUAUUUUAACCCUAAUAGACAACUGAAAACACUGUUCCUAAAUCAUAAUAGCCUAGUCAAAAUUACAUCUAACGCUCUAGUCAACUUGAAAGAAUUGGAGACGCUGGAUAUCUCUAGUAAUAAAUUAGAAUACAUGCCGAAGUUGAUGUUUGAUAAAUUUGAACAGUUGAAGAGGUUAAAUCUGAGUUAUAAUCUGUUCCAAAACAUAUCAAGUGAUGCUUUUAAGAAUCUUAAAAAUUUAAGGUGGUUAAAUAUUGGAGGAAAUAGAUUAAGGAUGCUGCCGCCGACGCUCUUCCAUAAUAAUGAAAAUCUGAAAAUAGUCUACCUCGAUCACACAGAAAUACAAGUUAUACAAAACACUAAUUUCAAGGGUUUAGAAAAUCUUGAGUAUCUUUACAUAAGGAACAAUGCUUUUUUACGUGAAAUAGAACCUUUCGUAUUCCAAGACACUCCAUCGAUAACACAUUUGGAUAUAAGCGCAAAUGUCUUAACAUUUUUACCGCAAUCUCUGAAACUACUCGAAAACCUGAGAGAGCUCAGGAUAGGAAACAAUCCGUGGGCAUGUGACUGCCGAAUGGCUUGGUUCGGGAGCUGGGUGGACCAGCGGCCGCACAUCAUCAAGUCGGACUUGAGUUGCGGGCCGCUCUCGUACCCGAAUGAUAUGCUGCCCAUUUUGGCGAAUACCAACUGCAAGCCGCCCACGCUGACCUCCAGCACGCCGCUGUCGCUGUAUAGACUGCAGUCGGACGCGCUGCUGCAGUGCCGGUUCAGCGGCAACCCCGCGCCGUCGCUGACCUGGAUCACACCCACCAGCGCGGUGUACCACUGGAACCCGGACCCGCUGAUCCCGGACAUCUUCCACAAGCACGGGGUCGCCCACGACCAGUACUACCGCCCCAUAGACAACACCGAGUCCAGAGUGAGAAUCCUCGACGACGGAUCGCUAUUCAUAAGAAAUAUACAUAGAGAAGACUGUGGAACAUACUUAUGCUUUGCAACGAAUCCUUCGGCGAACGUGUCCGCCGAAGUCGUCCUGAACAUAGACCCGAUGACGAUGUUUGAAAUAAAAAUAUAUAGUUUGAUAUGCGGGGCUAUAUGCGCCGCUGCCUUCCUGGGUCUGACGUUGUUGGUGCAGUUCAUACGUUAUGUAUUUUAUAGGUUUCGGCUAUUGGAGACGUGCUGCAGUUGUUGUGCGUGCGUCACCCACGACGCGCCGAGGUCCCGGCAGAUAUACAGCAUGUUGGACAACAUUGAGCAAUAUAAGAAACAGCAGUUGGAAAAGCUGCGGGAAAACUAUGCCGUUCAAGUGCAUAGAAUAAAAGAGAACUGCACUCAGCAAAUGGAGUGGAUCCAGAGCAGCUACUCCACGCAGGCCAGCCACCUGCGCAACAUCCGCGACAUCGGCACCAACCACCUCACCGCCAUGAAGGACCAGUACUACGACCAGGUCAAACGCGUCCGCGAGUACUCCACGAGCCAGCUCAACUGGGUGCGCGAGAACUACGUGUUCCAGCGGAACAAGAUCCGCAAGUUCAGCGCGCACCAGGUGCUGCGCAUCCGCGAGUCGUGCAAGUACCAGCAGCAGACGCUGAACAAGGUGCUCGAGAACCUGCCCAGCCUGUACUUCGACAACUGCCGCUCCGGCUCGUGCGGCCGCAGCGACUCGGCCGCCUUCGACCCGGACGUCGAGGUGAUCGACAUGUACCUCAAGGCCAAGAUCGAGCAGCUGGCCGGGCUGCCCUGCCUGGACGACGAGAGCAGGGUGUCGGUGUACUACACGCCGACGGAGCGCUCGCUGGCGUCGCGGCGCGGCUCGCCGGUGCCGGAGGGCGUGCACAUCAACAUGAUCGAGCGCGGGCCGCCGCGGCUGCUGGCCAUGGUGCGGCCGCUGCGCGCGUCGCCGGACUCGCCGCCGCCGGGCCCGUCGCGGGAGGGGGAGGUCAAGCCGGCCAGCGAGCCGCUGCUGGGCCGCGGCGCGCGCGUGCUGGCGGCCAGCGCGAGCAGCCCCGAGCUGCGCGAGGCGGCGCGGGCGGCGCUGCACGAGCGCGCGCGGGUGCUGCUGGCGGUGGAGCUGCCGCCGCCCGCGGGCUCGUAGCGGCGCGCGCGCGUGUUCCGCGUGCAGGCGCUGCACGGGCGCUGGCCGCCGCCCUUCGUGUAGCGACCGAGAGCUGUGAUAGACUUGUUUACGUUUAGCUCGUCCGCGACGCGACGUCUAGCGGUAGCUUGUAAGUACACCGAUCGCGCAGUGAGUUAUCCCGUUAAGUGUUCCGUGGGCGAUAGGCCGUGUGAAUGCGUCUGUUCGUUUCUAUCGUUUUCCAUUUUGAUGUAUGCUUAGGGUAAACUUAGAGCGUUACGCGUUUUGUAUUGUUUAACUCGAGCCGUAGGUGAAGUGAGGUAUAGUGAAGUUGUUGCUGUCUCGCGGCGGGGCUCCGGUCCCGCGCCGCGUAAAUUCCUUCGUCGUCCGAGACUUUCAUCGUCAAAUUUUAAUCGUAAUAUAGUAUUUAUAUAUACUUAUAUAUUUUGUAAUAACAACGUCGUACAGUCGAACGAAAAUGAGUCUUGCAGUGAUAUGCCAAAUAAUACAAUCCAGCAAUGAUUAUAUAAAGUUUCUUAAUAUAAAAUAUACAAAUAUUGUUGAAGAUUU
Molecule: messenger RNA, 3615 nt
Organism: Ostrinia furnacalis (Asian corn borer)
Lineage: Eukaryota; Metazoa; Arthropoda; Insecta; Lepidoptera; Crambidae
Product: leucine-rich repeat and immunoglobulin-like domain-containing nogo receptor-interacting protein 3
Exons: 5
Coding region: 466-3066 (866 amino acids)
Cellular component (GO): plasma membrane
Molecular function (GO): protein binding
Source: RefSeq, a predicted model, not a curated record